Molecule: messenger RNA, 3483 nt
Organism: Phoenix dactylifera (date palm)
Lineage: Eukaryota; Viridiplantae; Streptophyta; Magnoliopsida; Arecales; Arecaceae
Product: phosphatidylinositol/phosphatidylcholine transfer protein SFH13-like
Source: RefSeq, a predicted model, not a curated record
AUAGAGUGGGAGAGAGGGAAGCCGAGCAGAACGCUCGCUGGAAUCUUCGUAUCUCUCUCUUCCGAACGCCAGCAGACGAAACAGUGGAUGAAGGGAGAGCAGAGAGGAAACAGUUCCAAUACUUCUCUCUCCAGAGUCCAGAUUAGAAAUCCCGCAUCAUCACAUAAUUAGUAGCCCUCCCCGUGCUUCUCUCGCCGAUUUAUCCUCGGAUUCUUCUCGUUCUUGGAGAUUCCCGUCUCGCCUUCUGCUCUCGGAUCGCCGCACUAGAGUUUCCGUGAGGUGUAGCCUUCAGAUCCGCCAUCGUCGUAUUCUCCUGCCGGGUUGAUUCCUGGAUCCGUGUUUCUGGAGUUCUUUUCUUGAUUUUAUUAGUUCGGCUGUGGAACUCGUUUCUUGUUGCUUUGGAUCCGGGAAAUCGGAAUCUAGGGUGCAGUUUCUUGAUUUCGAGGGGUUUUUGAACGGUUUGGGAGAAAGACUUGAGGAGUUACAAGAUUCGGUGCGGUUCUAGUGGAUCUUUGAGGGGUUACUGGGAUUUACUAAGGGUUUCGUUUUCGGGAGAGGAUUUAUUCGCGGAUUCGAAUGACGGUUGAGUCAAUGCAGGUCGCGAGCCUCUCCUUUGAAAGGAUUUUGCGGUUCCUUUAAACUGGAAGAUUUUCCGGGUCCUUUGAACUGAAAGCUUCUGAUGAGAGCCUUGUUUGGAUCUUUGCUGCACUCUAGGACCCCUCAGUGAUACUGAUAUUUUUCGUCUUUUCAAGUCUGAGAUCUCGAAAAUGUCAGUCUGCCACGCAGAAGGAUUUGAAGGAUCGGUUAGUUGUGAUGAGAGAAAGGAGAGGAGAUCAGAUGUGGAGAUCUCGGAAGACGAAAGAAGGAGAACAAAGAUCGGGUCUCUGAAGAAGAAGGCUUUGAAUGCUUCCACUAAGUUUACUCAUUCUCUUAAGAAAAGAGGGAAACGGAAAGUCUAUUUCAGGGUGCCUUCUGUUGCUAUCGAGGACAUAAGGGAUGCUGAAGAGGAGCGCGCAGUCUAUGCUUUCCGGCAAGAGCUUGUUGCCAAGGAUUUAUUGCCUGAUAAACAUGAUGACUAUCACACAUUGCUCAGGUUUCUCAAGGCUAGGAAAUUUGACUUUGAGAAAACGACCCAUAUGUGGGCUGAGAUGCUUAGAUGGAGAAAAGAGUUUGGAGCAGACAACAUUUUGGAGGGUAUUAUGGUUCAUUUCGAUCUGUCCUCUCUGAAUGGUCUUUGAGGAUGUAUAUCUCUUUAGAGGAUUUUGCCUUUGAAGAACUGGAGGAAGUCCUGUGCUAUUAUCCCCAAGGAUACCAUGGAGUGGACAGGCAGGGAAGACCUGUAUAUAUUGAGAGGCUCGGAAAAGUUGAGCCGAACAAGCUUACUCACAUUACCACCGUCGAGCGCUACAUAAAAUAUCACGUACAGGAAUUUGAGAAGGCCCUGCAUGAGAAAUUUCCUGCUUGCUCAAUUGCUGCCAAAAGACACAUUGAUUCGACAACUACAAUACUGGAUGUGCAUGGUGUGGGAUUGAAGAAUUUCAGCAAGACAGCAAGAGACCUCUUGCACAAUAUGCAGAAAAUAGAUGGUGAUUACUAUCCUGAGACACUACAUCAAAUGUUCAUUGUAAAUGCUGGUCAUGGUUUCAAGCUGCUUUGGAACACUGUAAAGGGAUUUCUUGACCCCAAAACUACAGCAAAGAUACAUGUACUGGGGAGCAAAUAUCAGAGCAGGCUUCUUGAAGCUAUUGAUGCAAGCCAACUGCCAGACUUCCUGGGUGGCUCAUGCACAUGCUGUGAUGAAGGUGGAUGUCUUAGAUCUAAUAAAGGACCAUGGAAUGACCCUGUCAUUAUGAAGCUUGUACAUUGUGUUGAAGCAGCAUUUGUGAGGGAAAUUAGGCGAGUAUCUGAUGGAGAACAAAGAAAUGCUCCCUGUCCUAGGCUACGUCCACUGAAGGGAAGAUGUAGUGACACAUCAACAGCUGAAUCAGGAUCAGAUGUUGAUGAUCUUGGUUCUCCUGUUAUAUCCAGAACUGCUGAAUACACUCGAUUGGCUCCAGUUCAAGAGGAAUUCAGGGCGACAGAUUCUACAUCUUACUACAAUUGCAAUCGUGACUUCAAGAUGAUUGAUAAAGCUGUAGACUGCAGAAGGGGAGCAGGAUCUGCUUGUAAUGCAUCUAAAGAACACAAGGAUCAUGGGUGUACCUUUGCCAAUGGAACAUCACAUUCACUAGGUAACUUGGGCACUGAUCUGUGCAAACACACCAAGGAAGAUUCAGAGGAAGGAAAUAUAAGAUAUCUUGCAAGAGCACUAGUCGCAUUUUUGGUUAAACUGCUACCCUUCUUUCGUUUCUUUGGUUGUAGACAAGAAAGGAGGUUGGAGAACAUUCAUCCAUCAGAUGCAUUGGUCCUUACUCCAGAUAACCAUCCGAGUGUGGAAGCUGUCAAGGAAGACCAUGUCAGUCCUUGUUUAGAACGCCUUCAGAGGCUCGAGUUGAUGUGCAAUGAACUCAGUAGCAAGCCUGCAGAGAUUCCACAGGAAAAAGACCGUGCACUCCUUGAUUCUUGGGACAGGAUAAAGUCCAUUGAGUUUGACCUUGGGAAGACGAAGAAGGUAUUGCAGGCCACAGUGGUGAAGCAAAUGGAGAUUGCAGAAAUGUUAGAAGCUGUACAGGAGUCCAAUCUCAGGAGAAGGAAGUUUUGUUAAAACCUAAAGAGAGAGUGGCUGUACAUGGUUGAGAAGCGUAGCUUUGGCGUCAGAUUAGCAUUGAAAGAAUACUUCCUGCUAUACAGUUUUCUUUCUUUCUUUCUUUCUUUCUUUUGGUCCGUGAUGAGAUUUGUCACGUUUACGAACUGUUAUGAGCGUGCUACAUGCAGCAUCAUGGAAAAGCCGAGAUGGUGGAUGAGGGAAAAAGGAAAAACAAAAAGGAAAGUUAAUAUAUAGUUUUUCUUUGUUUUGUUAUGAAAUGGCGUCUCUCGCUCUACCUCUAAACCUGAGCCCUUGUCCACCAGUUCUAGUGUGGCUUCAUGGGUUGUUAGGGAUCUAGUUUUGGAGUUUGCUCCACCAUCCAGAUAUUUGUCCUUUGAGCGGCCUCAUCGAAUUUUAUCAUUCUUAAAGGUUUAUGAGGCUUUAAGCUGCUGCACAGGAGAUGACGCCAAAGCAUCUGGAGCCUGGGGCGGGCAUCAUUUGAACGGGAAUAAAAGAAGUCUGUCUCAAGUGGGACCAAAUUCGAUCAUGGUCGUUCACUAUUUUGUUAAUAAUUCCAUCUCAUCAAUUGCAGAAGAAAACAUUCGGACUGCAUCACAUAAAAACCAAGGUACCUACCUUGGGAUCUAUAUGUUUUGGAGAAUGGAUAAAUAGAGUAGUUCCUUUUUUUUUUUUUUAAAUUGACUCGGAGAGGACAAGUAUUUAGCUGGAUCCUAAGGAAGGUGUAACGGGAGUGAAUUAUUGAUUACUUGCAAGGAUUAUCUGCAUUGCAAUCUUGA